Messenger RNA from Sarcophilus harrisii (Tasmanian devil), 3184 nucleotides. It is a transcript of the gene LRRN4, whose product is annotated as leucine rich repeat neuronal 4. The transcript has 5 exons. NCBI's taxonomy places the organism in Eukaryota, Metazoa, Chordata, Mammalia, Dasyuromorphia, Dasyuridae. The record is from RefSeq and is a predicted model, not a curated record. Bases 255 to 2585 code for a protein of 776 amino acids. Gene Ontology annotation, molecular function: protein binding.
UUCAGGAGGGCUGGAGUAAGCUCUGCCCCUAAUCAUGGGCGGAGGGGCAGAAAGAACGUGGAUGGGGAGAAGUUGGGAAGAGCUGCCACUGGGAUCGUGAACAAAGCUGCUGGCUGACUCACAAGUUCUUCGUCAAAAUCUAUCUCUAUAUUUUAAAAAAGAGAGAGGGAGAGGGAAUCUGAGGAAGACUGGAGGGCUACAUACUUCAAAAAGUGCCUGUCUGGUCUAUGCUUGGAGGCUACUGAAAAUACAGAAUGUUGUACUUGCUGCUGCUUACCAUGAUGGAGCUGCGAUGGGCAGCACCUGAGAGCCCACUGAGCAUGGAAGGUGUUGCUGUGCCAAAGGCAAUAGCAACUCUCUUUCAAGUCACAGAACUUGGUCCCCAGGAAGACAAACUCAAUUUUUCUAGCUCAUCUUGCAAGGAAUUCAAUAAGACAACAGUAGCCACCUUGUUUCUAGUCAACAGAAAUCUUGAAAACUUCCCUCCCUGUCUGCCAAAGACACUACAAAGCUUAGACCUAAGCAGUAACAAGUUGAAGGAACUGAGAGAUCAGGACCUGAGGGACCUUUCCAGUCUUAAAGUUCUUAUCCUGAGGAACAACCUGAUCCAAGAGCUUCACUGGGGGGGAACCCCAGUCUUUGAGAGCCUUGAAACUCUGGACCUAAGCUACAACAAGCUCUCAUCCAUGCCCAGCUGCCAAACUAUGAUGUUGCAGAACCUGACAGAGCUCUCACUUGUUGGAAAUCCUAUUCUGGAAAUCCAACCUGGGGCAUUUUCCUGCUUUCCAUCCCUACGUCUCCUUAACCUGUCAGCUACCCUGUUGGGAAAAAAUGAUCAAGGUGGAAUUAAGGAGUCAGCUUUUGCUCAAAGAAUAUUAAACGAAGCUGGAGAAAAGAUACCGAUGCAAACCAUGGAAGUACUGGAUCUGAGUGGGACUUUUCUUCCAGAAAUCCAGCUGGGAUGGAUCAGGGACAUACCAAACCUCAGGUCCCUCUACCUUAAGAAGAUGGCAAGGCUGAAAAGCCUUGAUGGGGAAAUAUUCAAGGCUACACCUAACCUGCGAGUGCUGGAUUGUCAAGAUUCUCAAGCACUAAGUCUUGUUAAAACAAAAAUAUUUGAAGAUACUCCUCAUUUGCAAUCUCUUCUAUUCCAAAACUGCAACUUGAGUUCCUUCAAACCUUGGUCUCUGGAUUCCUCCCAAGUCAUUUUCAUCAACCUAUAUGGCAAUCCUUUAACUUGUAGCUGUGACUUGUCCUGGCUCCUCUCUAACACAGAGAAAAUGGUCCUGAGCAGGUCCAAUGACACUAUGUGUACUCCAGUUGCAGAUCCCAACAGUACAUUUUCAUCUUCUCUUUCCCUUUCCCAACUGUACAACAAGUGUUAUUCUAAAAGAAACUCAACCUUCAUGACAUCAAGUCCUUCCUUGGAAAGCAGUGCUAACAAUUCUAGUAAACCAUUAAAUGGAUCAAACCAACCAGUGACACUGGCUUCUCCCAGUUUCCAUAAAACAGAGCCCACAGCAUUUCCUGCUUUAGGAACACCAAACGUUACCAAGGAAAAUUCUAUCCCAAGCAAGAAAGCUACCUUUACUACACUGAAAUUUGUACUGCCUACCCAAAGUGUUGGAAGGAUAGCAAUCAUCCCAACCACAGUCCCUUCAGUAGGUCCUGAUGAUGUGACUAUUCCACCCAGGAUUGGAAAAACAGCUCCAACAAAACUAAGGAAAGAAAAUACUAUAAGGAAAAACUUCUUUAACCAAUCUUCUAUUGAACCAGGUAUCUCACUAACUACUUCAAACUCUACUCCAUUCCCUAAGCAACACCCCAGGAUUCCCACUCUUCCACACACAAUAAGCACUCCCAGAACCAAUGAAAGGGCACAGACCACUGGGGGACAUCAGCCAAGUGCUUCAAUUGCAGGAAUUCCAAUCUACAUGCUGGAUGACUACAGUUAUGAGGAGGAAGAAGACAGAAAGGAGCUGGUUAAGCAGGAUAUCCCCUGUGAUUAUCAUCCCUGCAAGCAUCUCCAAACUCCAUGUGACAUACUACAGAAAUCAUCACGCUGCCGCUGUCCCGGCCUCAGUGGAGAAGACACCAUCCCAGACCCACCUAAACUCCAGGAAGUAUCCGAGACCACUGAUACAUCUGCGCUCAUCCGCUGGUGUGCACCCAAUUCCGUGGUGCACAUGUAUCAGCUUAUCUACCACCCUGAAGACAGAGCAGAAAAACAGACAGUGCUGAGAGAGAUCCACACCAUAGCCAGGGAGCACCCCUUGCACGGGCUCUCACCAAGUACAACUUACAACGUAUGUGUAUUGGCAUCUAACAAAGCAGGGCUGAGUCUAACCAGGACGAGUGAAUGGAGAAAAGCCUGCACCACAUUUACAACAAAGCCAAGUUUCUUAUUCAUUUUUGCAGGUCUGUGCAGCACAAGUGGACUACUAUUACUUAGCACUUUUAUACUGUCUGUGUGUCUUUAUAAGAAAUGCAAAACCAGACAUGCAGAACAAUAUGAUACGCAUCUUGUUUCUUACAAAAAUCCAGCAUUUGACUAUCCAUUAAAACUUCAGACUUUUAAGUCUUAAGUGCCAAGGCAGCCUUUGCUUAAAAGUUCAUUCUAAGGAACUGGCAAUCUUUGAUCAAGUUAGGUCAAAGUCCUCCCAAGGGAGAAUAGAGAUUGAUGUAUGAUCUACAUCAGUGAUAAAUUUAUAAGUAUGGUUUGUCACUACAAACAUUACUGACUUGUUUCUAGAGCAUUAAAGAGUGUAUCACCUGUUUCCAAAUUCCUUUUAGAAUACUCCAUUGCAGAGAUAGAAUAUAAAGGGAAGUAGUUUUAUGUGCAAGACUAGGUCAUUACCAGUUUCCCAAGUUAUUGCAGACUAUCUUAUAUUUCAAGAAGCCAUAAAUUGUGUAUAGGCACUCCUUUCAAUGAUGUCUAGAUUACAAGAACUGACAAUUAUAUAGUGCUUUAAACUUGGAAAGAUGCUUUAUAGGCACUAUCUCCUUUAAGCCUCUCAAUAAUCAUGUGAAUUAAGUACUAUAGCUUUUAUUAAUCUUUGAGACUUGCUAUAAAUACAAUUUGCCCAACUAGUAGUGUUCUUCCAAACUGGAUCUUCUCCAAACUCAGUAAGGUUCUUAAAACAUAUUGUUCUUUUCCAUCUCCAGUCUUACCAUAUAACUUGAU